AUGACUUAUGAGUUCACGCGGCCACUGACGCCUGUUCAGGAAAAGCUGCAACACGGUGAGGACGGGUUGGUUAAAAAGCGCAUCAACCUUCUCUUCCCUGCAUGCUGCAGGAAGUCAUGCAUAGCAAAUGGAUUUGGCCUUUCUUCUCCAGGUUUGGUUCUCCCUGACGCUAUACCAAGUGGGCGCCAGCCCGUACACACGGACGUCGAGGACGACUCGACGGAGACGCUAGGCUCAGUCAGCAUCGGCGGAGCCAAACUAGCGAAACUGGCCGGCGCGCCAUGGCGUGGAAAAAAUAAAAAUAAAAAUAAAAAUGACAAGAACCCACUGCGGUGCAUAAGAGACGCCUGUGCAAAAUACGCGAUCUGGAUAGAUCGACCGACAUAUCGGGCUCAGGAAAAAGGAAUAUGA
Paracoccidioides lutzii Pb01 is the source of this 411-nucleotide messenger RNA. RefSeq lists its product as hypothetical. The coding region runs from base 1 to 411 and encodes 136 amino acids. The transcript is spliced from 3 exons. The record is from RefSeq and is a predicted model, not a curated record.